Molecule: messenger RNA, 573 nt
Organism: Orbicella faveolata
Lineage: Eukaryota; Metazoa; Cnidaria; Anthozoa; Scleractinia; Merulinidae
Biological process (GO): ectoine biosynthetic process
Molecular function (GO): ectoine synthase activity
Source: RefSeq, a predicted model, not a curated record
UCAGUUUUUGCCACGACAAGAGGCGAAGCAGGUGAAGUAGUUAGCAGUCCUAAAAUGAAAGUUCGAAUCGCCGAUGAACUCCCAAUUGUGCCACUUGGGAGUGGAAAUUUGACGGGGAAGGUUUUAGUUUCACUUGAAGAUAACGCAGGGUUUAGCAUGUACGAAUUUCACGCUAAACCUGGCGAUGAAGUGACGCUGGCGGCAUUUCACCCAAAUCACAAUCACAUCUACUAUUGUGCCGAAGGACGAUGUACCAUACACAACGAUGCAACUGAACAGCUACCUUUUACUGCUGACCAUCUUCUUGCUCUUACAUCCGAAAACACUGUACGUGCAAAUGUUCAGGAGCCAAUGAGAAUCGUUGCAGUUUCGGUCCCACGUGACCCAAGCAUGUCUCCUUUGCCUCUGCUUAUGAAGAACGAUACCAGCAGCUACUUUGAACGGCCUAAGAAAUAUUUAGAAGAGAUGACGGCAGCCGUUCAAACGGCCAAAGAAAAACGACAUGGUGGAAAUCUUACUGUUUACAAUUUUUAUUACGCUAUGUCCCAGAGUCCCAGACCCACGGUGUGGUAG